Molecule: messenger RNA, 925 nt
Organism: Manihot esculenta (cassava)
Lineage: Eukaryota; Viridiplantae; Streptophyta; Magnoliopsida; Malpighiales; Euphorbiaceae
Product: CASP-like protein 2A1
Exons: 3
Coding region: 121-741 (206 amino acids)
Source: RefSeq, a predicted model, not a curated record
CUCUUCAACAAUUCCAUCAUCAGCUGCGAGGAUUCUCCAUCUUCUUCUUCUUCUCUACACUUUGCAGCUACUUCACUUGGCUCAGGAAAUUAAAAAAGGUGUAGAGAUUGAGAGAAACAGAUGGAUAAUAAAGGCAGCAAAGGAGGUGCAGCAGUAGUUGGAGGCAGCUCGCCGAUGGUAUGUGAGAAAGAGGAAGAAGCAGUAGCGACAACUCCUAUGCGCACAGCUGAGACCAUACUUCGUCUUUUACCAAUGGCUCUGUGUAUCUCAGCUCUCAUUCUCAUGCUCAGGGAUUCUCAGACCAAUGACUUUGGCUCUCUUUCUUACUCUGAUCUUACUGCUUUCAGGUAUUUGGUGCAUGCCAAUGGGAUAUGUGCUGGAUAUUCCCUUCUUUCAGCUGUGAUCGUAGCAAUUCCUCGACCAUCCACCAUGUCCAAAGCCUGGACAUUCUUCUUCCUUGACCAGUUGUUCACAUACAUUAUUCUGGCGGCUGCGGCGGUGGCACUGGAAUUACUGUAUUUGGCUAGAAAGGGAGACACAGCCAUCACUUGGAGUGCAGCUUGUAUGUCAUUUGGUCUAUUCUGUCACAAAGCGACAGCAGCUAUAGUCAUCACAUUUGUGGUAGUAGCUUGUUAUGCUCUGCUUUCACUCGUCUCUUCUUACAAACUGUUCAGCAAUUUUAGUGCUCCGGUUGUGACCUACCCCGGCAAAGGCGUCGAGAUUGCAGGCUUCCAUGGCUAACUGUUAAUGAUGUUGCACUUCCGUCCAGCAUCUGCAGAGGUGGGAUUAUGGUCAAUAAUAAGCAUUGGUUUGCUUUCAUGUAAUCAUGUAAUUCUGGACUUCCUUUGUACCUAAGACGUACUACCCGAACUUGGAAAAUAAUCUAGAAAAUAAAAGGCAACUUGGUGUUUUAUAAUUAACUAUC